UAAAAAAAACCUUUAAAAGAGAGAGAAGAUAACAGGUGAAAGAAAGAGACGUUUUAGCAAACUCUCUCUCUCAUUCCUUCUGUUUGCUUUCUCUCUCUUUCAUUCUUAGCACGGAAGAGAGGAGAGAAGCCAGAAGAGAGAGAGGAAGCAAAAGGAAAGCAUUAUCUGUCCAAGAAAAAACAGAAAAGAAAAAACAAAGCAUAUUUGUUGAUUUCUGGUUUCUUUAUUUGUGGUUGAAAGGAUUUGGAAUUGCUUUUGUUUUUUUGUUGAAUUUGAAGUGAAGAAGAUGAUGGUAGCAAACAGUUUCGAUCUAUGGCAAAAGGAUGCUUUCUUUUCUGCUGCAGAGGAGGUUCAGGAAUCUGCUGAUGCAAUGGAGUCAGCAUAUAGAGUGUGGACAAGAGAGAAGAGAGAGGGAUCAGAACCAGAGGAUUUGGAUGAACUAUCCAGAGAGCUCCAAACUGCUUUAGGAACUGCCAAGUGGCAGUUGGAAGAGUUUGAGAGGGCUGUUUGGUUGAGCCAUGGACAUCGUUCUGAUGAUAUCACAGCAUCUAGGCAUAAACAAUUUGUCGCAGCUAUUGAAAGUCAAAUAUCUCGUGUUGAAGCGGCACUAAGGGAAGCUUUUCGUGGGGAAGGAAAGCAACCUCUUCGAUGGGUGAAUCUGGAUAAAGAAGAAUGUGAUGAUUUAGCGAUGUUUCUAUCUGGAACUGUCCAAAUUCCACAGAUUGUGAAAGAUGAUUGCACCACACUAAGAUCUCCCAUGAAAGGUUCUCUUGGGGAGAACCAUCAUAAGAGAAGAAAUUUGGACCAUAACACGAGUGCCAACUGUAGUGGAGGUGCUUCGGAUGAAAAUGAAUUCAUUACUAAUAAGAAAAAUGAGCAUAUUAUAGAUAUAGAAGAGAAAGAAAAUCUUGGAAUGAGGGAUGACAUAAUCUGUCAAGUUGAUAAAACAAUUGGCUCAAGGAGAACAUGGAGUUCACCAAAUUUUGGUGCUUUGAAAAUUGUGAUUGCUCAGGACGAUGGACAAAGGGAUAAAGUGAUGUCAAGUGUUGAGGCCACUCCUAAAGAAAAAGGGUACAAACCUUUCUUCUGGAAGCAAAGGUGUGGAGAACAUUCUCGGGCAAAGGGAUCGAUUACUUUGUUCAAUAAGCUCUUUGGUCAGGCAGGUGGUCUCCAAAGGCAAUUGCAACCUCCACUGCACCUGCAGUUCAGCUGUUCCAUCCAACUUACUCUUGCUUUAAUGCUCAGCAUUUUCUUAAUUGUGCCUUUUCUAGUUUAUUCAGCUUGAGAAGAGGUUGUUUUCACUGCUCAUUGUCGAGGUGAAAGGUACUGAAUUUCUUUCUAGAGUGUAGACAGUAAGCAGUAAGGACGAAGAUAACAGUUGUCAACAUCGUCGAUGUUGUUUUUGAAAUUCAGGGCCAGGUAAAUCUACCUCUAUGAAACACGAGUAGCAGCAGCAGGAUGGAGUGUUAAUUUAGAUUCCAUAGCCAUAGAAAAUUUGCAUGUACUCACUCAUGUAGUCUCAAAUGUGCUCCUAAGAAUAUUUGGUAGUUCACACAAAUCCAAAUUAUAUGUAAACUGAAUUUACAACGGAAGGAUUGCCAAUCAUGACAUUGUCGAGGGACCAAAUGCAUGACUCUUGAUGUAGCAGUCCUAACCAUUUUAUACAUGUAAAAAUGUCAUGUGCUCUAUAUCCAGUAAUAAUCUGUACCGAGUAA
Populus euphratica (Euphrates poplar) is the source of this 1715-nucleotide messenger RNA. RefSeq lists its product as uncharacterized. Gene Ontology annotation, cellular component: membrane. The transcript is spliced from 6 exons. The record is from RefSeq and is a predicted model, not a curated record. Bases 287 to 1285 code for a protein of 332 amino acids. Lineage: Eukaryota; Viridiplantae; Streptophyta; Magnoliopsida; Malpighiales; Salicaceae. Gene Ontology annotation, biological process: Golgi vesicle transport.